Hevea brasiliensis (rubber tree) is the source of this 1674-nucleotide messenger RNA. RefSeq lists its product as uncharacterized. The record is from RefSeq and is a predicted model, not a curated record. Bases 77 to 1510 code for a protein of 477 amino acids. The transcript is spliced from 3 exons. Lineage: Eukaryota; Viridiplantae; Streptophyta; Magnoliopsida; Malpighiales; Euphorbiaceae.
GGCCAAAUUAAACAAAGCUCUCAGUCUUACUUCAUUUAUUUUCUUCUCCUCCAAUCCAUCCCUUAUCUUCUUCACCAUGUCUGACAAUGACCACGACCACCCAGGACCACGAAUCCCUGAGCCGAGGGCUAGGCCGGUGGGUGGCACAGAGUACAGUUGGUGCAAAGCAGUGCCCGGCGGCACCGGUAUCACCGUCCUAGCCCUUCUCGUUUCAAAAUUCCCUGACAUAAACCUUCUCCAAGCUGCCCUCCACCAACUCCAGACUUCCCACCCCAUUCUCCGCUCCAAGCUCCACUUCGACGCCGCCACCGCCACUUUCUCCUUCGUUACUCCGCCCUCCUCUCACCUCAAAAUCCAACUAUUUGAUCAUUCUUCAACCUCCGCUAUUCUUUCCAAUAAUUCCAACAACCCCUCUGUUACGCCAUUCCAUCUCAUUCUAGAGCACGAAAUAAACACAAAUUCAUGGUCGUCAUCAGCACUCGAGAGUACUGACCUUGAUCUGUUCUUCGCUAGCGUGUACACUCUAAGCGAAAGCCAGUGGGUAGUGGUGCUCCGGCUGCACACGGCAGCAUGCGACCGUGCAUCGGGGGUGGCGGUGCUAAGAGAACUGCUAGAGGCGACGGGUGGAAGGAAAGAGAAUAGUAAUAUAGAAUUAUAUAAUGAUAAUGGAGUGGUUGGGUUGGGAAUUGAAGAUUGUAUUCCUAGUGGGAAAGCUAACAAGCCCUUUUGGGCUCGUGGAAUGGAUGUUCUUGGGUAUUCUUUGAAUUCUUUAAGGCUGGCGAAUUUGAACUUUGUUGAUGCUGAAUCUGCUAGAUGCUCUCAGUUGGUGAGAUUAAAAAUGAACCCAGAUGAAACCCACAGGCUUCUUCAGGGCUGCAAAUCGAUAGGGAUUCAACUGUGUGGAGCCAUAGCAGCUGCUGGUUUGAUAGCAGCACACUCCUCCAAAGGCCUUACUGUUGACCAAAGGCACAAGUAUGGUGUUGUAACCCUCAUCGACUGUCGUUCACUUCUUGACCCUGUCCUCAAUUCCCACCAUCUUGGAUUUUACCACUCUGGCAUCAUGAAUACACAUGAUGUAAGUGGAGGUGACAAGCUGUGGGAGCUAGCAAAGAGAUGUUACUUGGCCUUUUCAAAUGCAAAGAACAACAACAAGCACUUUAUGGACAUAAGUGACCUCAACUUCCUAAUGUGUAAGGCAAUUGAUAAUCCAGGUUUAACUCCAUCUUCAGCAUUGAGAACUGCCUGCAUAUCAGUGUUUGAGGACCCUGUGAUUGAUGAUUCUAAUGAAACGCAUGGAGAGCUUGGAGUUGAGGAUUAUGUGGGUUGUGCUUCAGUCCAUGGCGUUGGCCCUUCCAUCGCCGUAUUUGACACCAUACGUGAUGGAAGCUUGGAUUCUGCUUGUGUUUAUCCAUCGCCAUUGCAUUCAAGGGAUCAAAUGCAGAAGUUUAUUGAUGAUAUGAAGAGAAUUCUUGUGGAUUCUUGUGUCAACAUGGAGGAAGGGGAGAACUAGAUUUCCUUUGCUGAACUUUGGAUUAUGAAAUGAACCAUUUGAUUAUGGCCACCCCAUCAUUUUCCCUAUGAGCUAGGCCCAUGAUUUCUUUAUGUACUUAAAAUGAAAGGGCCCAUUUAGUAAUAAUUAAAUAAUAAAUAAAUAAAUAAACUAUUCAUUGCAAA